AAUGCUGGGAAUUUGGAGAGAGUAUCAGGAAACUAGUACAAUCUAUAGGUUCAGAAGGAUCCACAAGGUCACAAUACCACAAUCAACGGAAAAUGGAACAGUUACUCUACUGCCAGAUUUUCCUCUUCCAGUAGAAAAAGGUGAUGUCAUAGGCUUUGACUAUGCAGCUGCGUCGGACAAAAACACUAUUGCUGCACAGCUAUAUGACAGUGGAUUACCUGAGAUUUAUGAGGCUUUUAAAUGGAACAACGUUUUCACAAAGUCGUUAAGGGUAUCAAAUAAAAGAGAUGCUGUAAAAACUGGCGCGUAUCUCCGAUAUUUUGCUAUUCAAACCAAUUUUACAUCAAAAGGAUUAGCAAAGAAAAGCCCUAUCUGUUUCAAUAAGGAUAUCUAUACUGUGGGUAGGGCUUUAAAUUUAGGAGGAUCAGGAGGUGAACUGUUAAAUAUGCUCGUUGAUUUCUAUUUUCCUUGCGAUGGACAUAUCCUAUCUUUAAAGUAUUAUAGAGUAAUUUCAACCUCUUAUUCAUUUGUUGGAAUAUGGGAACCGAUAGAUGGAAUUUCAAAGUAUAAACUUAUUUAUAAAAUUAAGUUACCUGUAGCUAAUAAAGGGUUCCAAACAAUUACUUUGAAUAAACCGUUGCCUAUUAAAGCGAAUUAUAUUAUUGCUUUUCAACAUUUAAAGAAUGGACCACACGUAGUAUCUAAUAAAGCACAUUGUUCUUCAUGUCAUACAUCGAGAAGAUGUGUUCUGCCUAGUCAGUCUAUUACUGUUGGGAUGAUAUUAGAUAUGGAAAAGUGUAAAAAUCAUGAUAGCCUAUUAAGAAACUACUCAAUGAGCUUUGAAGUAUCGCCUGCCGAGAAAUAUGUCGGUGGUUUAUGUUUCAUACUUUUAUUGUUACGUAUAGAUGAACUAAUUUACGAUCAGCUUCAAAGUUCAAGAGGAAAAAAGACCAGGGGGCGCUUACACAGAUUUAUUUUUGUUAUUUCAGCCUUGAUUGAAAUAACUGAUUCUACUAUUGAUCCGGGGCAAACUGUUUUAUCAUAUCUAAGGGAUAAUUUACAUUUGACCGGAAGUAAAUCAGCUUGUGGUGAAGGAGGAUGUGGUGCUUGUACUGUUAUGGUAUCAGCUAUAGACGAAGAAAAAAAUGAGAUUAACCACUAUUCAAUAAAUGCUUGCAUCUCUCCUAUCCUCUCUUUUGAUGGAUUGGCUAUAACAACAGUUGAGGGUAUAGGGAAUGUUAAAACUGGAGUUCACCCCAUUCAAGAGAGAAUUGCUAAGGCUCACGGAAUACAAUGUGGAUUUUGCACUCCUGGAUUUAAUGAAGAUAUUGAAGAUUUGUAUAAAAGCGAUAAAUCUAAAUUUUCCUGUAAGAAAUUAUAUGAUUCUAAUGAAUGGAAAGCGUAUAAUCCGGAUGAUGAUGAAACUAUCCCUAAGAAUUUACUGUUGCGGAAGAAUAGGAAAGAACUUAAUUAUACGAUGAAUGGACGAAUUUGGAUUAAAGCUCAAUCCAUGAACCAUCUUGCGACCUUGAAAAAGAAAAUGCCUCACGCCUCUAUUAUUGCCGGCAGUACUGAAAUUUCUAUUGAUAGAUUACUAAAUAAAGGAAAAAUAGGCGAUACUUUCAUUCACGCACCUCAUUAUUUGAAUAAGGAUAUACAGGACAAUGGAGAGUUUCUCAAAAUUGGUUCAACAGCAACUUUAAGCGACUUGGAAAAGUUUAUUAUGGAAAAAAUUAAGCCAUUCAGUAUUUUUGAAGCUUUAGAAGAGUCGAUUAAACAUUUUGGUAGUCGACAAAUAAGGAAUGUUGCCACUAUAAGUGGUAAUGUUUAUACAUCUAGCCCAAUUUCUGAUAUUAUGCCAAUACUCAUGGCUAGUAGAUCCUCAAUUUCUCUUCUAUCAACUAAAAAGGAACGCAACAUUUUACUUGACGAUAAUUUCAUUGUUGGAUAUAGGAAAAACGUUAUAAAACCCUAUGAAGUUAUUAAUUACUUCAAAAUCCCAAUCAACAAGGAAACACAGUUUAUAAGAUUCUUUAAACAAGCUAAAAGAAAACACGAUGAUAUAACAACUGUAUGCGCUUGUUAUUUUCUUGAAUUAACUGCAGAUAAUAGGAUUAAAACAAUUCGUAUGGUUUAUGGAGGUAUUGCUCCUAAAACUACGGAGGUGACUGAAACUACUAAUGAUUUAAUUGGUAUGAAAUGGGACCGAAUUAUGCUCGAACAAGCGUCUAUUAAAUUAAUGAAAGAGUUAUAUAUUAGCAAAGGGAGUCCAGGCGGUGGAGAAACUUAUAGAAAUAAUCUAAUACUUAGUUUAUUUUUCAAGUUUUAUUUGGACGUUUGCCAAAUGCUUAAUAAAGAAAAUAUUGAAAAAAUUUAUGAACCAAUUACAGGAGCUUCCCUAUACGAUACAAUACCUGAAAAAUUAGCUGUUGGAAAACCUCUACCAAUACCCUCUGCUUUAAAGCAUGCAACUGGUCAAUCAGAAUUUAUAGCUGAUAUGCCUAAAUUUAAAAACGAAGUUAUUGUAUAUCCGAUAUUAGCAACAAUUUCUCCUGCAAAAUUCCAGAUAGAAAAUAUACAGGAGGCUUUAAAACUUCCAGGAGUAGUAGAUAUUAUUAGCUAUGAUAAUUGGGAUUAUGUAGACUCCUCAUUUCAACAAUGGAGUGUAGGACUUGAAUCAAAAGAAUGUCUAAUUGCUAAUGAAGAAACUCUAUACAGCGGUCAACCAAUUCUAUACAUUGUAGCCGAAAACAUGGGACAAGCUCUUGAGGCAGCCAGAACCGUAAAGAUUGACUAUCAAUUAUCAACUGACCCUAUAGUAACAAUAGAUGAUGCUAUCAGAAAAAAUUCUUUCCACAAAGUAAGCUUCGAUCCAGAAGUCAACUUUGGCGACGUUGAAGCAGCUUUUGCGACCUCUAGCUUAAUAGGGGAGGGCGAAAUCAAUACUGGUAAGCAGGAGCAUUUUUAUAUGGAAACCCAAUCAGCUUUAGCCGUACCAAAAGAUGGAGAUGCUCUGGACGUUUACUCAAGUACCCAAUCAAUUGGCCUUGAUCAUUUUUUAAUAUCGUCUAUUUUAAAGAAACCUCAACAUUUAAUUAAUGUUAUUUGUGCUAGAUGUGGAGGUGGUUUUGGUGGAAAAGAUUUUCAAUCUCCUCUAACAUCCGUUCCUGCUAGCCUGAUUGCUGAUAAACUAAAAAGACCUACUCGAUAUGUUAUGGAUAGAAUGACUGAUAUGAAAGUAACAGGGGGCAGAAAUCCUGUUAAAGCCAAGUAUAAAAUAGCAUACAACGAUAGUGGAAGAAUUAAAGCGUUAAAGGUUGAGGCUUACUUUAAUGCUGGAUACUCUAUGGACUGCAGUUUUGGCGUAGCAAGAAAGUUUCUCAAGGCCGUGGGUGGUGGUUAUAAUAUUCCUAAUAUGUAUGUGAGCUGCAAGUUUUGUAAAACAAAUAUCGGAAGUGCAACCGCGUUUAGAGGCUUUGGUACUCCGCAAGCUGGUAUUGUAACUGAAACCGCAAUAGACAGUGUUGCAGAUGUUCUGAAUAUACCAUCAGAGAGCAUAAGAGAAAUAAAUAUGCUUAAAGACGGCGAAAGAACAAAGCUUGUUGGCUAUGAAAGUUUGACUACUAUGAGACACGAUUCGCUUCGAAAAUGCUGGCUAGAAAUGAUGCAAUCCUAUGGAAUAGAAGAUAGAAGAGAGGCAAUUGAAAAGUUUAACAAGGAAAACAGAUGGAAAAAAAAGGGAAUUUGUUCAACCCUAGUAGAACAUUACGUAGGAUUUAACAAAGCUACUAUGAACCAGGGAAACGCUUUAAUAAAUAUCUAUUUAGAUGGAUCUGUUUAUUUAUCGUUUAGUGGAGUUGAAAUGGGACAAGGCCUAAAUGCAAAGAUGCAACAAGUUACUUCAACUGCUCUGGGUGUUGAUUACGAUAGAAUUUACAUCCCAGAUGCAUCAUCGUACACUAUUCCCAAUAUAACUACUACAGCAGCAAGUUGUGGAACUGAUGUUAAUGGUUUUGCAGUAUUAGACGCUUGCCGUCAAAUAAACUCGAGAUUAAGUGAAAUUAAAAAAAAUAAUCCAAAUAUUUCCUGGGAUGACAUGAUUAAAGAAGCAUAUAAUCAGCAAAUCAAUUUAUCAGCCAGUGGGCAUCACAAAUUUGAUAACUUCCAAGAUUUGAAUUUGAAGGACAAUACCGGGUGUGAUGGCCUUUACGUCGUUUGGGGAACAGCAUGCUCAGAGGUAGAAAUAGAUUGCCUUACUGGGGAUUUAAUAGUUAAGCAAGCGGAUAUAGUGAUAGAUGUUGGUAAAUCUAUCAAUCCAGGCAUAGAUAUUGGUCAGAUAGAAGGCGCUUUUAUUCAAGGGCUUGGAAUGAUGUUGCUAGAGGAACAGUUAUAUGAUCCAUCUACUAGUAAAUUAAUAUCGGUUGGACCAGGGAAAUAUAAACUACCAUCCAUUGGCAACAUACCCCGAACAUUUAACGUAACACUUUUAAGAGAUGGUGAUGAUAGUGAGCCAAGAGCUAUUCACUCCUCUAAGGGCGUGGGGGAGCCGUCACUAACCCUGGCUGUUAGUGCCCUGUUAGCCGUUAAGAAAGCUAUUAAAUCGGCGCGCCAAGACGCCGGAUUUAACGAAAGUUUCACUAUUAACACACCAGCUACGCCAUCUAUUAUACGUAAUUUAUGUCGCGAUGAGUUCACUGAAAGAGUAAAAAAAGAGAUCGAAACCAGAAAUGAAAAACUGAAAAAAGAAUGGUGUGUUCGAGUUUAA
Molecule: messenger RNA, 4765 nt
Organism: Dimorphilus gyrociliatus
Lineage: Eukaryota; Metazoa; Annelida; Polychaeta; Dinophilidae
Source: the annotation of a GenBank genome assembly